This is a messenger RNA of Capsella rubella, 1169 nucleotides long. RefSeq lists its product as uncharacterized. Lineage: Eukaryota; Viridiplantae; Streptophyta; Magnoliopsida; Brassicales; Brassicaceae. The transcript has 3 exons. The record is from RefSeq and is a predicted model, not a curated record. The coding region runs from base 383 to 1108 and encodes 241 amino acids. Gene Ontology annotation, molecular function: zinc ion binding.
UUAUAGAAAGACAAAAUUGAAACGUAAAGUGAGAGUUUAAAGUAAUUGAAAAAAAAGAGGAAUUUUGCUUUGCAAUCGAGAGAGAGCAGAGCUGAUUAAGAUAUUUUUGCAGGUAACUGUAGCCACGAGAGAGCAGUACGUUUCCCAGAGGCCAUGAUAAGCUGAUUGAUUUCUCCAGUUGUUGAGAGAUCUGAGGCCUAAAAAGCUGAAAAAGAAACCUUUUUUUUUUUUUUUGUAAUUUUAAGAUUUGUUUGUUCCCCAGAUUCUCUGACGCUGCCUAAACCUUAAAGUUCGUAGCUUUAUUUGUGCCAGAGCUCUUUUGAGGUGGAUCUGGAUUCUGGGUAAGGAACUUGAAUCAAAACCCUUCUCGUCUGGGGUAUAUAUGAGUGUUAAAAUGGACUCCAAAAGUUGUUCGAAAUCUAUCAGUGUUUCUGAGAAUUCGAGUGAUGUUGUGCUUGAGGCUGAUGUACAGGGUCAGACCAGUGACUCUGUCACAAAGAAGGUGUUGAUUGAAGCAGCAGAUGUGGGUAAAUUGCAACAGGGAGGAGAAAAUGAUUCUAGAGUGGCCAAAGAUGGUGUUAGCUACAGUAGUAGUAACAUUUCAGCUCUUGCUGUUCAUGAGGAAGUUGUGGAUAAUGUUACCGCUGUAAGCUGCAACGAGGCAGAGAAUGAUACUUCAAAAGCAAAGGCCAAGGAGUUCCACACAAUUGAUUUGAGCGAUGAAGGAGAGAGAAUCUGCAGGAUUUGUCAUUUUGGUUCUGAUCAAUCACCUGAGGGGGGCACUAGUGGUGAUAAUAAGUCAGUAAGUCCGGACUUGAUUGAGAUUGGUUGCAAAUGCAAAAACGAGCUUGGCCUUGCACAUUUGCAUUGCGCAGAAGCUUGGUUCAAGUUAAGAGGGAACAGUGUAUGUGAAAUAUGCGGUUGCACAGCGAAGAAUGUUACAGUAAGGUUGAUGGAGGAUUGGGGCGGCGAAAGGGACAAUACAAUGGAUGAGAGAAGAAGACGUGGAAGAGGACAAUCUUGCUGCAUCUUCAUGGUUUUUCUGCUCACUAUCAUUUUGCUUCAUUGGUUUUUCAAAAAGAUUAAUGGUUACUACCAAAACACUUGAUCGAAUAAGAGUAGUACAUGAUCUGCUAGUAAUUUUAUUAUUCGAUUCUGACUCUAGACUA